ACGGACCGGAGGACGGGAGAACGGGACACCGGAGCGGCAACAGGUACCGGGGACAUUAAACGAGUCCCCGAUACAAUGCAAAUGGCUAAUAUCAGUAUCGGGACAUCCCAAAUAAAAGAAAGAUCAUUAUUUCUCCACUGACCCCAGAACACCCACCAUUCCUUUACCUGAUCAUUAUUUCUCCACUGACCCCAGAACACCCACCAUUCCUUUACCUGAAAAUCCCAGUAAGAAUUCUGAGGGAAACUUCAUGUUCUCCCUGAAUGAUAAAGGAGAAGAUGAAGAUAUGAUGGAGCGCUCCUCAGGAGAAGACCUCCUUACCCCUAAUGUCCAUCCAGAUCUAUCCUGUAAUAAUCCACCUGAUCAUGAGGAACCUUCUCCUGACCAACCACACAUUGUUACCACAAGGACAGAUCAGAAAGGGGGAAAAAGGAUUCAAUGUGAUGAAUGUGGAAAAGAGUUUACUGAAAGAUCAGCUCUUGUUAGACACAGAAAAUGUCACACAAGAAAGAAGCAGUAUGUGUGUUCAGAAUGUGGGCGACGCUGUACAUGUCUACCACAGCUUAUUAUGCAUCAGAGAGUUCAUACAGAAGAAAAGCCAUAUUCAUGUUCAGAGUGUGGGAAAUGUUUUACACAAAAAUUUUCUCUUCUUAUACAUGAGAGAAGGCACACAGGCGAAAAGCCAUAUUCAUGUUCAGAAUGUGGCAAAUGUUUUAGUAGUAGAGCGGAGCUUGCAACACACAAGAAAGUUCACUCAGGGGAGAAGCCAUAUUCAUGUUCAGAAUGUACAAAAUCUUUUAUAUUUAAAUCAAAUCUAAAAAAACAUGAGAGAACUCACACAGGUGAGAAGCCAUAUUCGUGUUCAGAAUGUGGGAAAUGUUUUACACAAAAAUCAUCUCUUCUUAGCCAUGAGAGAAUACACACAGGGGAAAAGCCAUAUUCAUGUUCAGAAUGUGGCAAAUGUUUUAGUAGUAGAGCAGAUCUUGUAACACACAAGAGAGUUCACACAGGGGAGAAGCCAUAUUCAUGUUCAGAAUGUAGGAAAUCUUUUAUAUGUAAAUCUAAUCUUAGAAGACAUGAGAGAACUCACAUAGGAGACAAGCCAUAUUCAUGUUCAGAAUGUGGGAAAUGUUUUACACAAAAAUCAUCUCUUCUUAUACAUGAAAGAACUCACACAGGAGAGAAGGCAUAUUCAUGUUCAGAAUGUGAUAAAUGUUUUAGAAGUAAAUCAAAUCUUGUUAAACAUGAAAGAACUCACACAGGAGAGAAGCCAUAUUCAUGUUCAGAAUGUGAUAAAUGUUUUAGCAUUAAAUCACAUCUUGUUAGACAUGAAAGAACUCACACAGGAGAGAAGCCAUAUUCAUGUUCAGAAUGUGAUAAAUGUUUUAGAAGUAAAUCACAUCUUGUUAGACAUGAAAGAACUCACACAGGAGAGAAGCCAUAUUCAUGUUCAGAAUGUGAUAAAUGUUUUAGAAGUAAAUCACAUCUUGUUAGACAUGAAAGAAUUCACACGGGAGAAAGGCCAUAUUCAUGUUUAGAAUGUGGUAAAUGUUUUAAAAAUAUAUCAGAAUGUUCAAGACAUGAGAAAAUUCAUACAGGAGUGAAGCCACAUUCAUGUUCAGAAUGUGGGAAAUGUUUUAUAGGCAAGUCAGAGCUUGUUGAACAUGAAAGAAUUCACACAGGAGAGAAGCCAUAUCCAUGUUUGGAAUGUGGUAAAUGUUUUAAAAGUAAAUCAAAGCUUGUUGUACAUGAGAGAAGUCACACAGGAGAGAAGCUGUAUUCAUGUUCAGAAUGUGGGAAAUGUUUUACAACUCAAUCAUCUCUUGAUAUACAUGAGAGAAUUCACACAGGAGAGAAGCCAUAUUCAUGUUCAGAAUGUGGGAAAUGUUUCAUAAGUAAAUCGCAACUUUCUGGACACGAGAUAAGUCACACAGGAGAGAAGCCAUAUUCAUGUUCAGAAUGUGGGAAAUGUUUUAAAAGUAGCGGAGAGCUUGUUAUACAUGAGAGAAUUCACACAGGAGAGAAGCCAUAUUCAUGUCCAGAAUGUGGGAAAUGUUUUACAUGUAAAUCAAACCUCUCUAGACACGAGAAGUCACACAGGAGACUGUAAGAUGACAUAAUAAAUGAUAAAUAUAUAAUAUGGAGAAUGGAAAUCUGAGAUCUCAGGUGACAGUAAAAUAUGAUGUUUCUAAGUUCUGUUGUGAGAAUUAACCCUCGAAUAAACUUCAUAAUGAAACCUAAGCAGAAGCUAAAGCCGAC
Messenger RNA from Hyla sarda, 2259 nucleotides. RefSeq names its product zinc finger protein 260-like. The record is from RefSeq and is a predicted model, not a curated record. Gene Ontology annotation, biological process: regulation of transcription by RNA polymerase II. Gene Ontology annotation, molecular function: RNA polymerase II cis-regulatory region sequence-specific DNA binding; DNA-binding transcription factor activity. The transcript is spliced from 4 exons. The coding region runs from base 251 to 2110 and encodes 619 amino acids. Lineage: Eukaryota; Metazoa; Chordata; Amphibia; Anura; Hylidae.